AUGGCGGACGCGGCCGUGAGGUGCCUCCGGGACGGACGCCUCGACGGGGAGCACGCGCCGGCGCUGGCCGUGCAGGGCUCCCUCCAGUGCUGCCCGCUCGCCGCGCGCGCCAUGCUCCACCUCGCGGCCGCCGUCGCCUCCAACGCGGCCGCCGGGAAGGCGCAGGCCAGGGGACUUGUGGUUGUGGCGUUUGACCGGAGCCCGGAAGUUUACCUGGAUUUCAUGCGGCGGAGCGGCCUGGAUUCAAACGCUUUGGGUCGAUGUGUUCGGAUAUUGGAUUGCUAUUCAGACCCGCUUGGUUGGAAGCAGAUUAUUCGAAGCCAGUCGCACCAAGAGGACAGUGGAACACCUUGCUCAACAAACGAAGGCAACAUCACAAUUUUCAGAAGCGUGAACGAUGUUGAUAAGUUGCUGUGCUCCAUGAUUGAUCUUGGAAGAGGAUUUGAAGGAGAGGGCAAGACCUAUUUUUCCGUUGCUGUCGAUUCAAUAAGCUCUAUGUUAAGGCAUGCUUCAGUGCAAUCAAUUUCAGCCCUUCUUAGUAAUCUUCGAAGCCAUGAUCAGAUAUCAUCAAUCCUCUGGUUAAUCCAUUCAGACCUCCACGAACCCAAGUUUUCCCGAGCUUUUGAAUGUCUUUCUACCAUAGUUGCUUGUGUAGAGCCAGAAGGUGUCGAUUCGGUAUUUGGAGAAGAGCAUAUGGGGAACAUAUCUUUCCUUGAGCAUAACUAUUCUAGAGCAAAGUUCAAUGUGCGCCUGAAACGAAGGAAUGGGCGAGUAAAACAUCUGUAUGAAGAGUUACAUGUGGAGGGGUAUGAUGUAAAAUUUCUUUCUUCUUCUUUAAGUAUGCAAGUGAACCAGAGUCUGCUGCCUAAGGUCCAGUUCAAUCUUGAGCUGUCAGAUAAGGAACGAAGUGACAGGGCAAAUGUUGUUCUUCCCUUCGAACAUCAAGGAAAAGGCGAGCCUAUCCGUAUAUAUGAUGGGCGGCGAUCUCUCCUAGAGGCUCAGCAAGAUUCAGACUUAACUAAAACAGCUCUCCUAGAUGAAACAAAAGCUCCUAAAUCUGCAACCGCAAAAGGUGAAAUUCAUUACAUUCGCGAUUCUGAUGAUGAGCGACCUGACUCGGAUGAAGACCCAGAUGAUGAUUUGGAUAUUUAGCCACAAUAUGAGCUCAGAUUAGCUUAGUUGGCUAUCAAAUUGAAGGUGCAUUAGGUGUUCGCAAAAAAAGACUAGAGAUCCGAUUGACCCGAUCUAGCAUUAAGAGAAACAAAGCUGGGAAAGCCGAGCGUAAUGUUCGUACCAGGAGGUGAUUCACUUUACUUGAGUGCAAACUUGUGAUUGAUCGAUUUAAGCAUCUGUAUCUUUGUCAGCAUCGGAGGGAAACCUUUGUCCAAGGGUUUAUUUGAAUGCUGAAGAAUAGAUCUGUUAGAAAGAAUUUGUCACCUCGGUUUUUUACCUUUUGGUGACGUGAUGGCUAGUGUGGCACCAUAACUGAAAUGGGUUCAUGACAAGAGGACUUGAUGAUUGAAGCGUAUACAACAGUGUGUAAUUUCGUAUAUGUUGACUGAUGAAUCAAUAACAGUCUGAUGAGUAAACAAACUGUCGACCGGAUUUUGUAGCUUCUGGUGACGUGAAUGUGCGAUGGCUAGUGUGGCAUAACGGCUGAAAUGUGUUAUAAGGUAUAAAAUGGUGUGUAAUUGCGUGUAUGUUGGCUCGAUGCUUCAUAUGUAGAUUAAUAAACACAGGAAAAUUUUGUGCCAUAA
Lolium rigidum is the source of this 1757-nucleotide messenger RNA. Its product is annotated as elongator complex protein 5. Gene Ontology annotation, cellular component: nucleus; cytosol; elongator holoenzyme complex. Lineage: Eukaryota; Viridiplantae; Streptophyta; Magnoliopsida; Poales; Poaceae. The record is from RefSeq and is a predicted model, not a curated record. Gene Ontology annotation, biological process: tRNA wobble uridine modification. Bases 1 to 1152 code for a protein of 383 amino acids. The transcript is spliced from 10 exons. Gene Ontology annotation, molecular function: tRNA binding.